Molecule: messenger RNA, 1487 nt
Organism: Pyrus x bretschneideri (Chinese white pear)
Lineage: Eukaryota; Viridiplantae; Streptophyta; Magnoliopsida; Rosales; Rosaceae
Product: zinc finger protein CONSTANS-LIKE 5
Exons: 2
Coding region: 1-1275 (424 amino acids)
Biological process (GO): regulation of flower development; regulation of photoperiodism, flowering
Cellular component (GO): nucleus
Molecular function (GO): zinc ion binding; protein binding
Source: RefSeq, a predicted model, not a curated record
AUGGGCCUCAAAGGCGGGUGGAGCGCGGCGGCCGUCGGCUUGGUUGCGAAGCUCUGUGACUCCUGCAAGAACUCGGCGGCGGCCUUGUUCUGCAGAGCCGACUUGACUUUUCUCUGCCUGCCCUGCGACACCAGGAUCCACAUCGCCAACAAGCUCACCACGCGCCACGAGCGCGUCUCGAUGUGCGAGGUCUGCGACCAGGCCCCUGCCGCCGUCAUCUGCAAGGCGGACGCCGCCGUACUCUGCGUCGCCUGCAAAGUCGACAUCCAUUCCGCCAACCCCCUCACCCAGCGCCACGAGCGGGUCCCCGUCGAGCCGUUUUACGACUCCGCCGAGUCUAUCAUCGCCAAGUCAACAGCUGCUGCCCCCUCAUUCGUCGGCGCGGCCAUCAACUACCUCGUCCCAAACGGCAACGUUUUAUCUAAUACUAAAGACGUAGAUAACGACCCUGCGUCGAACUGGCUGAUCCCCAACUCGAAUUUCAACUCGAAGCUCCCAAUGGAUAUUGCUCCGAACAUUACAAAAUCCUCUGGCGACCUCUUCUUCCCCGAAAUGGAUUUGCUGCUGGAGUUCAAUAACCCCAACUCAAUCCACACCAUUUCGGGGCCAGGAACAGAUAGUGUCGUUCCGGUUCAAACCGACCCGAUUCCACCUCCUUCGUUGAAGAUGAACCAUAACAUAUCGGGUCCCGCCGAUCAAAAUUGCUUCGACAUGGACUUUUGCGGUAGCAAGUUCUCGUCUUCGUUCAGCUAUCCGACUCAGUCCCUCAGCCAAAGCGUUUCGUCUUCUUCCUUAGAUGUCGGAGUUGUUCCGGACCAAAACUCCCUAUCCGAUAUAUCGUAUCCUUUCGGCCGAACCGCCUGCAACAGCAUUUCUGAACCGGGCGAUGUUUCGUACUCUUUCGGGCAAAAAACCAGCAACAACGUUUCAGAACCGGGCGAUAUAUCGUACCCUUUCGGCCAGAAAGCCAGCAACAACGUUUUGGAACCCAGCGCACGGGUCUCGGCAACCCCUGCGAGUCAACCAGCAACUCAGCUCUGCGGACUGAACAGGGAGGCGAGGGUGCUGAGGUACAGGGAGAAGAGGAAGAACCGCAAGUUCCAGAAGACCAUCCGAUACGUUUCCCGGAAAGUGUAUGCUGAAACUCGCCCCAGAAUCAAAGGCCGGUUUACGAAACGCACCAAAACAGAAACCGAGACGUUCGAUCUCAUCUAUGGCUCCGGCUCAGCGACUUUCAUCUCGGACCCACAAUUCGCCGUCGUUCCGACGUUUUGACAAUGGGGAUAAUCUAUUUUAUUUUCAAUUGUCGUUUAUUGAUUGACCGGUGAAAGCACCCAAAAGGCCUUUAUUUAACUAUUUGGUUCGUUUUGGUUUUUUAACUUUUCAUAGGGCCUUGCCUUGGAAACUCUCUGCUUUCGUUUUCACCCGAUGAAAUAAUAAUAAUAAUAAUAAUAAUAAAAAUAAAAAGAUCUAUUAUUAUGUAUCUA